Molecule: messenger RNA, 1366 nt
Organism: Drosophila bipectinata
Lineage: Eukaryota; Metazoa; Arthropoda; Insecta; Diptera; Drosophilidae
Gene: PpD5
Product: Protein phosphatase D5
Cellular component (GO): nucleus; cytoplasm
Molecular function (GO): protein serine/threonine phosphatase activity
Source: RefSeq, a predicted model, not a curated record
CAGUCUAUUAGAACAGUAGGCAUACACUCGAAAUUAAUACACUUCUAAAAACAAAAGUGAAAAAAAAUUAAUUUUAUAUAAGGAUAUAGUAUGUCCCGUCGCUCGACUUCCGUUUCGUAUGGCAGGGAGUCCACCAGACUCCGGGAUGAGAAGGAGGAGAAGCAGCGCAUAGCCCACCUGGAGGGGAUCAUCAACCAGCUGAAGAGCUUGGCUUUGAGUGGUCGCCGGGUGGGGAGCCUCUCGGAGGCCACCCUCAUCUUCAUAUGCAGUUCGGCGAGAGCUCUUUUUCUGGCGCAGCCGAUGCUGUUAGAGCUGCGGGCGCCGGUUAAGAUAUGUGGCGACCUGCACGGCCAGUUCCGGGACCUGUUGAGGAUCUUCCAGCAGUGCGGCUUUCCGCCCACGGCCAACUACCUGUUCCUGGGUGACUAUGUGGACCGGGGCGAGAAUUCGAUAGAGACCCUGACUCUGUUGCUGGCUUACAAGCUGCGCUACCCAGAGACCUUCUUCCUGCUGCGCGGCAACCACGAGUCCGCGGACGUCAACCGGGUCUACGGGUUCUUCGAUGAGUGCAAGCGCCGCUACACCGUCAGGCUGUGGAGGGCCUUUGUCGACUGUUACGACUGCAUGCCGGUGGCGGCCAUCGUGGCGGAUCGCAUCUUCUGCGUGCAUGGCGGUCUGAGUCCGGACCUGAAGAACCUGGACGACAUCAGGGGCAUCCAGCGACCUACCGAUGUGCCCAGCGACGGCCUGCUCUGCGACCUGCUCUGGUCGGAUCCGGACGAGAACGUCGGGGCUUGGGCGGCGAAUGAUCGGGGCGUCAGCUUCACCUUCGGACCCAUGAUCGUGGAGGGCUUCCUGUUGCAGUACAACUUCAACCUGAUCGUCCGCGCCCACCAGGUGGUGGAGGAUGGCUACGAGUUCUUCGCGGACCGCCAGCUGGUGACCAUUUUCUCGGCGCCCAACUACUGCAACAUUUUUGACAAUAGCGCGGCGGUCCUGGUGGUGGAUCCGAACCUGGUCUGCCACUUUGUCAUCAUCCGGCCGCGUCCCGCGGUGCGCGGUGUCGCCUAUGAGACGGACAGCGGUGCUGGGGCCACACCGCCGCCCACAUCGUCCACGCCGCCCCCCACGGCCCGGGAGCGGAAGGUGUUCUGAGAGGAAGUGUGUUGUCCUUGAUGUCUUGUGCGAGUGUGAAGUAUAGAAUGUAUUUGAAUAAAGCUGAUAAUCUCCUUAGAGACAAGCAGUGCUGUGAUCAUUGCCUUCAAUUGUGGCCUAAUCGAAGGACAAUUGAAGGUCGCAGGAGUCAAGCAGCCCCUGGGGGAGGAGCUGGGGCUAAAAUGUGUAAUAAAUCUUCAUUUAAAUUUAA